Molecule: messenger RNA, 384 nt
Organism: Lodderomyces pseudojiufengensis
Lineage: Eukaryota; Fungi; Ascomycota; Pichiomycetes; Serinales; Debaryomycetaceae
Exons: 1
Coding region: 1-384 (127 amino acids)
Source: RefSeq, a predicted model, not a curated record
AUGGUAGUUCUUGACUUGAAAACGGGGAAACCAUCAGAAAACCCAUCCAAAAUUGAAUUGCCAAAAGAAAAAAUCCCAAAUACUCAAAAACUAACAGGAGUUAAAUUUAGUUGGAUAUAUGAUGCAAAAGAAUUGAUUACAACAACAUUAGGUAAACCAGAGUUUGAAGCUGAAAAUGAGAUAGAUAGAGGUCAGUAUUUUCAAAGACCUGAAGGUGCAAUUGGAGUAUUAGUUCAAUCGGGUAACGAACCAGCUACUAUCAAUGGUUGGCAUACUGUAAAUUCUCACGAGGGGUAUUAUAAUCUUUAUGGUGAUCAACCUGACUUUACUCAACAAACUUAUUAUUUAGGUGGUACCAACACAAUUUUUAUAGGAUUGUUUUGA